AUGGCUAUGAACGAGUCUGAAGCUACCCGCAUCCUUCGGGAUAUGGCACGUGUCCGCGAAGAGACAUGGGGCUUUUUUUUCUACCGCACCUGUUAUUACAACGAUGAUACACGGUGGGGGAAGUUUCUGGCGCGAAUGAAGGAAUUCGCAGAAUCGACUCUACUGAAGCUCCGAUCGUACAAUAAGGACGGCGGUGGGCAAAUCCUCUUGAACAAACUAGAGUGGAAUAUUCAAUCUCAUCCUUCGUUUGACGGCUGUUCAAAAGAGGAGAUCUGGCGACGCCACCGAGAACUUAUGAGGUCUCUUUACGGAGAAUAUGAUGCCACUGUAAUCAAACAUGGACACCCCAUCAUCGUCGACAAAGUGUCGUUAGAUUCUGUCCUAGAAGCUCCGGGACCGACUGAAUGGAGGCCUGUUCACACUCGUGAGUCAACGGCCCAUGUGACUGUGCUUGAUAUGCAAUGGUUCGACCUACGCGAAGCUCCUGAGGAUGAUGAAUAUUUGCCUGAGGACGAAGUCGGGUGGGCCAAGGUUUUGGCAGUCAAGGUACAUCCUAGAUUAUAUUCCAUGCUACAGAGCGGGCUGUGGUCUCAAGUUGUGUAUUGCGUGCCAACAGAGAUAUCUCGUCUGCCCUGA
Messenger RNA from Penicillium cataractarum, 636 nucleotides. RefSeq lists its product as uncharacterized. The transcript has 2 exons. NCBI's taxonomy places the organism in Eukaryota, Fungi, Ascomycota, Eurotiomycetes, Eurotiales, Aspergillaceae. The record is from RefSeq and is a predicted model, not a curated record. Bases 1 to 636 code for a protein of 211 amino acids.